GGAGAGGGGGCCCUUGCGUCUUUUUUGUGUACAUGUAGCUGAAGACAGAGCGUCGAAUACUCUCCUUUCCCCGUACUUUGUUGGACUUUGACGCCCGAAACCAACAAACUCGAGGAGUUCGCUGGGUGGCCAGAGGUUCAUGGGCAGCUCGGAAUUUAGAGUUGAGUUCGAUUCGGAGUCCAUUCAGUUGUAACGCCAGCGAUUCAUCAAGGACAGAGUUCGGAGCCAUGAAGAUUCCAAAACUUCCACAGGAAAUCAAAGAUGCUGUCCAGGGAAAGAAGAAACCAGAGGAUGGACUGGCCAAGACUCUCGAAGCGCUAGCUAGAGCACCCCCUUCACAACAAUGCUGUGUGGGACUCGCAGCUGGACUGGUAAAUGGCUUUGUCUUCGGUCGCCUCGGGAAGAAUGCUGCUGUCAUUGUCGGUGGGAGCUUGGUAAUGCUUCAAGUGGCGUCAUACAUGGGCUACAUCAAGAUAAAUUGGAAGACUAUUGAAAAAGAUCUGGGUGAAGUCAAGAAGGAGAUCGCGAAGCCCGCUUCCUAUGGUCCCAUGUUCGAGACUGCCAAAGAUUUCCUGAUGGAUCACGUGUACUUGGGAGGUGGAUUUGUCGGCGGCUUCGUCGUGGGCCUCGUCACUUCGUAAGAAAAUCUCGACGGAAGGAUCCGGGGCGGACUCUCUCGGCGAACACAUCUUCCCCUCCCUCAGCGUGGAGCUUCCAAUGUAAACUUCACCGCUCCCGAGUAGAUUCGGAAUCUUAAUUCUGUGAAUCAUUAAAUCCUGCGCCCUGCAAAAGCCGAAAGCGCUUCCGUUUGUCGAAAAACUCAGAAAUCGGGAGACACCCCAUGAGAAUCACCUCUCAGCUCUAGAAUAAAGAGGAUACCUGCGAUU
Molecule: messenger RNA, 887 nt
Organism: Galendromus occidentalis (western predatory mite)
Lineage: Eukaryota; Metazoa; Arthropoda; Arachnida; Mesostigmata; Phytoseiidae
Product: FUN14 domain-containing protein 1B
Exons: 5
Coding region: 228-641 (137 amino acids)
Biological process (GO): autophagy of mitochondrion
Cellular component (GO): mitochondrial outer membrane
Source: RefSeq, a predicted model, not a curated record